Messenger RNA from Salvia splendens (bonfire salvia), 1306 nucleotides. RefSeq names its product heme-binding-like protein At3g10130, chloroplastic. The transcript is spliced from 8 exons. The coding region runs from base 87 to 788 and encodes 233 amino acids. Lineage: Eukaryota; Viridiplantae; Streptophyta; Magnoliopsida; Lamiales; Lamiaceae. The record is from RefSeq and is a predicted model, not a curated record.
ACUAACGUGGAAAAACCAAUGUGGAAAAACCAGAAAGCUCUGUAAUUGUGACACUCCGCUUCCUGAAAUUCUCAAAGAUCAACAAAAUGAAUCUACUCAUCCCUUCUUCGAUCCCCGCCUUUCAAAACCCAAUUCUCAAAACUAUGAAUUCAUAUUCACGUCCAAUAAAUUCGAUGGCGAAAACUAACGACACUACACGAAGGGCAGCCACGUCGCCUCUUGAAGCCCGCGUCUCCCUCGUCCUUGCUCUCGCAGCUCAGACUUCUUCACUCUCUCAGCGCUUGUUGAUGGAUUUGGCUACGGAGACGGCAAGAUACGUGUUCCCGAGUAGGAGGUUCGAGAGCAGGAAUUUAGAGGAAGAAUUGAUGUCUGUGCCGGAUAUUGAGACCGUGGAAUUUAAGGUUUUGAAGCGCAAUGACCAGUACGAAAUAAGGGAAGUUGAGUCUUAUUUUAUAGCUGAAACAACGAUGCCUGGGAAGUACGGGUUUGAUUUUGCUGGUGCAUCUCGAUCUUUCAACGUGUUGGCUGAGUACUUGUUUGGUAAGAACACUAAAGAGAAGUCAAUGGAGAUGACUACGCCAGUUUUUACUCGUCAGGUUAGAUCUGAAGCAGAAGGAGAGAAAAUGGAUAUGACUACCCCAGUGAUAACCAGAAGAGUGGAAGAUGUCAUUCGUCAUGCCCUCAAAGUAUGGCUCCGACUUACCAUUGCCGAAGGAUUCAUCUGUGAGUAUCAAAGAGGUGCCAAAACGGAUCGUUGCAGUUGUUGCGUUUUCAGGAUUUGUAACUGAUGAUGAAGUUGCACGUCGCGAAUCAAGGCUGUGGGAGCUACUGAAGAAAGACCAUGAAUAGAGAGUGAAAGAUGGCGCCUCUGUAGAAGUAGCACAGGUAAUUUUGUAGUUGAAGCAGGCAAAUAAAUCCAUGUUACUAAUCAUACUAGUACUCCCUCCGUCCCGCACUACUCGCACGUAUUUCCUUUUUGGGCGUCCCAAGUUACUUGCACUCUUUCCAUUUUUAGUAAAAAAUUUCACCUACAGCCGUCAUUUUUGACUUUACUAUACACUCAUUCCUUAAUCUCCGAGCCGAAAAGGAAAUGAGCGAGUAGCCCGGGACGGAGGGAGUAUAUCUUUGUGGUGUGCAGUACAACCCGCCUUUCGCACUCCCAUUCAAUCGCCGUAAUGAAAUUGCUCUUGAAGUUGAGAAGCAAGCUUAGCUUCAGUUUUCACAAAGCCUACUGCUCAUUUUUGCAUCAAUGUACGGCUACUACAAAUAAAUGGAGUAUAUUGAUAUCAUGAUUACAUACCUUUAA